AUGGGUGGUGUAGGGAGGACUAGAUGCUCGGGACCUGCCUGGGGUGGGCUGCCUGGGUGCGGGGGGCGUCGCGUGGAAAUGGGUGUAGGGAACGGUAGCACGACUAUAUAUUCGACAUCUCACGGCAGGGGUGGGUUGGGCGGCGCGGGGUGGGCUAUCAGCGUGGGGCGGAGCCACGCCGCGUACACACGCGCCAAGUUAUCGGCGAAGGGACAUGGGGACGUGGGGGAGCGUGCACCAAAGAGUGCAGGCGGUAUCCAGCAAGAUUUCAGUGUAGAGGAAGAGACCAUGGCAGUCGUCGUAACACCCACCGAUGUGAAGGUUGUACUGGAAGAAUGUUCUGAGGUGGUGAGAGCAGGAGCAGAGGUGACUUUAGCCUGUGGUGAGGUCCAGCUGCUGCAGACUCAGUGCAAAAAGACCAUUUGGGUCAAGGCUGAAAAAACUGCAGUGUUCAGACUGAAGAUGGAGGAAACUAUCACUGUCAACAGUACGAGGUCUCAUCCUGAACCUGAGUCUCAGUCCUUGGCCAGACCUCCGGUCGCCAUAGUUACGAGGAGCAACUCUGGAGCAAGAGUCCCAAUGAACAGGUCUCAUCCUGAACCUGAGUCUCAGUCCUUGGCCAGACCUCCGGUCGCCAUAGUUACAAGGAGCAACUCUGGAGCAAGAGUCCCAAUGAACAGAUUUAAACUUCAAGCCGAGCCGGUUCCAGAAGACGAUUUCAAACACAAAAGUUUCCCUCUUCACAAUAAGAGCAUGAGACCAUCAGUGACCAGCAGUCUCCCCCCUGGACUCCCCUCUGGUCUCCCCCCUGGACUCCCCUCUGGACUCCCCUCUGGUCUCCCCCCUGGACUCCCCUCUGGACUCCCCUCGGCUCCUCGCUUCUCAGGGGGCGCUGCAGCUGCAGAGAGACCCGCUCCAAAACAGGACCUGGACUCUCUGUGGUACGUGGGGAAAGUGACUCGAGCUGAAGCUGAAGCGACUCUGCAGCGACUGGGGAAGGACGGGGCCUUCGUGGUCCGGGACAGCUCCAGGCUCUCUGCUCAUCAGCCCUUCACUCUCAUGGUCCAGUUCCAACACAAAGUCUACAACAUCCAGAUCCAGAGACCGGACCACAAGUACCUGCUGGGGACCGGGCUCAAAGUGCAGGAGUCCUUCUCCACGGUCCGGGACAUGGUGGACCACUUCUCUCAGUCUCCUCUGAUCCUCAUCGACUCCAAGAACCGAGACUCAAGUCUCCACAGCCAGUGUCUGCUGUCUGUCCCCGCCGGACCGUACAUGGACCGGUUCUGA
This is a messenger RNA of Knipowitschia caucasica, 1290 nucleotides long. The record is from the annotation of a GenBank genome assembly. Lineage: Eukaryota; Metazoa; Chordata; Actinopteri; Gobiiformes; Gobiidae.